Ochlerotatus camptorhynchus is the source of this 1080-nucleotide messenger RNA. It is a transcript of the gene Rpn12, whose product is annotated as regulatory particle non-ATPase 12. The record is from RefSeq and is a predicted model, not a curated record. Lineage: Eukaryota; Metazoa; Arthropoda; Insecta; Diptera; Culicidae. The transcript is spliced from 3 exons. Gene Ontology annotation, cellular component: proteasome regulatory particle, lid subcomplex; cytosol; proteasome regulatory particle. The coding region runs from base 177 to 965 and encodes 262 amino acids. Gene Ontology annotation, biological process: proteasome-mediated ubiquitin-dependent protein catabolic process.
UUUAUGUCAUGACAUUUCAAUUUUGUGCAGUUUUGCUGAUGGUCCAUUGUGUUUAGUGAUCGCUUCGUGCAUUUAAAUAUUGUUCAAUUUCCACUAUCUCCAGUCUUUUCCGAAAGCCAACUGUAUCGAAUCUGGUGAGCGCCAAACCCAGAACCCCCAAGGAAGGCCAAUCAAAGAUGGAUAACGUCGUUGCCCUGUACAAACAACUGCGGACCGAAUGGACCAAAAGCCCCGUCAACCUGAAGCUGUGUGGCUCGCUGCUGGAUAAAUUGAAGAUUGCGCUCGUUGAGUUGUCCUACUUGCCCACGGGAGUCAAUGCGGCAUCGCAGCAAGAACUGGUGAUUGCCCGGGACGUUCUUGAGAUUGGCGUUGAAUACAGUGUUGCCACUAAGAAUAUUCCUGCCUUCGAGAGAUAUAUUUCACAGCUCAAGUGCUACUACUACGAUUAUAAAAAUCAGUUGGGAGAAUCGAAGAACAAAUACCAACUGCUGGGCCUGAACCUGCUGUUCCUUUUAUCGCAGAAUCGCGUAGCCGAGUUCCACACUGAAUUAGAGCUACUUCCGGCUGACAUCAUCCAAUCUAACCAGUACAUUCGCCACCCGCUAGCUUUGGAGCAGUAUUUGAUGGAAGGUCGCUAUAACAAGAUCUUCCAAGCAAAGGGGAAUGCCCCGGCGGAGAGAUAUAACUUCUUCACCGAGAUUCUGCUGCAGACGGUUCGAGAUGAGAUCGGUGUCUGUCUGGAGAGUUCGUACGAGAGGGUUUCACUUCAGGAGGCUGCCAAACGGUUAAACCUCAAAUCGAAGGAUGAAGUCAAACAGUUUGGCGAGAAGAAGGCCUGGAAGCUUGGUGCGGACGGAUUCUAUCACUUUGCCGGCGAGCUGGUUAAGCCCAAGGACCCGAUGCCAUCGCAGGAGCUGGCAGAACAGGCAAUCUUCUAUGCGCGCGAACUUGAAAUGAUCGUUUGAGGGAUUUCUUUUCAAUCUUUUUUCCGUGUAAGCAUCGUUUGAGUUUCGCACUAACUUUUGUAUUGAUUAAAAUGAACCGAUAAUUUAAUAAAUAGAGAACGUGGAAAACGAGCAA